AUGGGAUUUGAAAGUAUAUGUCAGAUAUUGAUAGAAAAUGAUGCAAUUGUUAAUCAAGGAAAUAUUCAAAUUAAACUUUUAUGUUAUGAUUCAAAUGGCUUUCAAAAUGAUAUUUCUGUAAAUAUAUAUAACAAUGAAGGAAUGACACCGCUGCAUAUUGCAUGUAAUUCUGGAAAUGCAGAUAUGGUCGAGCUUUUGCUGAAGCUUAAAGCAAAUAUUGACCUUAGAAAUAACAAAGGCGAAACGUGUCUAUUGAUGCGUCACAACGCAAAAGACUAUAGAAUACCAGAAAGAGAAGACGAACUUCAUAAGGCCUGUAGAGAAGGAAACGAAAAAAAAGUUGUCAGUAUAUUAGAAAAAACAUUAGACUCCGAUUAUAUUAACAAAGAUGAUAUACAUGGAUGGACUCCACUACACAUAUAA
Messenger RNA from Mytilus californianus (California mussel), 423 nucleotides. Its product is annotated as ankyrin repeat domain-containing protein 27-like. Bases 1 to 423 code for a protein of 140 amino acids. Lineage: Eukaryota; Metazoa; Mollusca; Bivalvia; Mytilida; Mytilidae. The record is from RefSeq and is a predicted model, not a curated record. Gene Ontology annotation, molecular function: protein binding. The transcript is spliced from 4 exons.